AUGUGCACGUCUUCCGAGUGUUAUGUUCCAUUUUUCAAUAUUUGGUGGUAUUUUUAUGGGGUGUUCGGAUUGAGUUUUCAGAUUAUUCUAGUUAUUUUGAUACUUCGAAAACUUCCAGUUUCUAUCAGAAAUCUGAAAUUUUAUCUGAUAAACACUGCCUGUAUUCAAAUUGCUCUAGUCAUUUUUUCCUUCACAACUCAACACAGAUUCCUGACGAAUAGUACAACGUUGGCUAUUCUUCCUGCUGGACCCUGUCGAUAUUUCAGACCAGAGGUCUGUUUUGCGAAUUAUCAUAUUGCAAUGGCUUGUGGGUUGGCAGCUGGAUUAGCUAUUUUAAUCACUGUUAUAAUUCCAUUUACCGCUCCAUGGGAUUUCCAUAAAGUCCAACUGGCUACAGCACACGAUCACCCUACCUAUAACUUGACUCCAUAUUUACCAUUCCCAGGAUUUUCUGACGUCAAAAGUUUUGAAUUCAUCUCAGCAACACUUGUUAUAAGUCUUGGUGGCUAUGGAAUCCCGUUGGGUUGUUUGAUUCUCACGACAAAGGGACUUACAAUAAUCAGAAAGCAUCAACAUAUGGCAGAUAAAACAAAGGAACAAGCAAGAAAACUGAUUCAUGGAUUAAUAGUUCAAUCUAUUCUACCAGUUAUUGCAUAUGUUCCAAUGGUUUCAAGUUAUAUUUACACUCAAACAACUGGUCAGGAAGUCCUUAUUUCAGAGCACCUAACCCUUGUCACCAACGCGUUACCGGGUCUUAUUGAUCCUUUGAUUUCUUGUUAUUUUAUUAUUCCAUUUCGACAUGCCGUUUUAGAUUUUUUAUGCAAAAAUCGAAGAGCACGAGAUAUUGUUGCCAUAACAAAUCACUCAAGUUCUGCUCCAACAUAA
Molecule: messenger RNA, 885 nt
Organism: Caenorhabditis remanei
Lineage: Eukaryota; Metazoa; Nematoda; Chromadorea; Rhabditida; Rhabditidae
Exons: 3
Coding region: 1-885 (294 amino acids)
Source: RefSeq, a predicted model, not a curated record